Messenger RNA from Lytechinus pictus (painted urchin), 6235 nucleotides. RefSeq names its product serine/arginine repetitive matrix protein 1-like. Gene Ontology annotation, cellular component: spliceosomal complex. The transcript has 15 exons. The coding region runs from base 403 to 3258 and encodes 951 amino acids. Gene Ontology annotation, molecular function: RNA binding. The record is from RefSeq and is a predicted model, not a curated record. Lineage: Eukaryota; Metazoa; Echinodermata; Echinoidea; Temnopleuroida; Toxopneustidae. Gene Ontology annotation, biological process: mRNA processing; regulation of mRNA splicing, via spliceosome.
AGGGCACCAGUGCCGACCAAGACAAUCGCUUCACAAAUAAGAAAAAGAAGCUGUUGAGAUCGCUCAAGUUCAACCCUAUUAUGGAGAGGAAGGUGAGCAUGAGUAAGGUCAACUUGGAUACACUAAAACCAUGGAUUACAACGAAAGUCACCGAGAUGCUUGGAGUGGAAGAUGAUGUCCUCAUUGAGUUCAUCUUUAACCAAUUGGAAGAAGAAAUUGUUUGAUUAAAUAUUCGCUCACACAUCUCCUCCCCUCCGAUGCGAUCGAUGCAAGCGCCCCCUAUAAAUACGGGCGGAAAGUGAGAAGGUUUCGUAGCCCAUCAGCGGAAAGGGUAAAAGAAAGUCUGCAGGUUCAUCGAGGAUAUCUCUCUGUCUUUCACACACGCAUCCUGACCCAAAGGACAUGCAGAUCAACCUGACAGGAUUCCUCAAUGCCAAGAAUGCCCUGGCCUUCAUGACAGAGCUAUGGGAACUGCUCACCAGUGCUCAGGAGAACAUCGCUGGCAUACCAGCUCCGUUUCUUGAACAGAAGAAAGAGGAAAUCAAGAAGAGACAGCAAGAGCAAGAGCGGAUCCAGGCGGAGCUGAGCAAGCUGAAGGAAGGCGCAGAUGUCCAGAGUGAUGGAGACAGGACAGAGAAGAGACGAAGAGACAGAGAUGAGAAGGAAGAUGUCAAUGGAAGCGGUGACAAGAAAUCUCCAGAUGAAUCCAAGCCAGCACCGAGAUCAGCUAAAUGGGACUGGGAACCUCGUCCUGAGGGUAAGAAUGAUCCAUCAAAAGAUGACAAAGAAGAGGACAAUUCCCCACGUGCCUCUGCUGACGGUGACGCUGACGGAACCAAGGAUAAGGAUAAAUCCAAGUCCAGGUCCAGGUCUAGAUCUAGGUCUCAUUCUGGUUCACCCCCUCUCAAGAUAGAAGGCAAAGGAACACCAUCUCCUCCUCCUGUUGGGAUUGUAAAACCUGCAGAUAAGAGGAGAUCUAAGGAUGGUGAGAAGGAUAGCAGUGAUGACGAACAAAGGAGAAAGAGACGAACUUCAUCUCCAGACAGACACAGACGAAAGAGAAGUGCCGAUCGGAGACGAAGGUCAAGAAGUGGAUCAAGAUCACGACAUAGGUCAUCUCCACGACGACGUGAUAAGAGGUCAAAGUCUAGAUCUCGCUCCAGGGAUAGGAGGAGGGACCGACGAUCCAGGUCUCGUUCUAGGGACAGGCGUAGGGAUUUCAGAAGGAGGUCUAGAUCAAGAUCAAGACAAAGACGGAGAUCACCUAGCCCCCGCAGAAGAUCCCCGCCACGUCGGAGAUCACCAAGGAGAUCACCUGACCGACGGCGUAGACCAUCUCCCCCACGCAGGAUAAGAAGGUCCCCUAGGCGGAGCAGGUCACCAAAGAGGGGACCUAAACGUCGUUCCCCAUCCACCUCUCCAUCUGGUAGUUCAUCUGGAAGCUCACGCUCUGGCUCCCGUUCUCCACCAAGGAAAUCCAGGGUGGGGUCAAAGAAAAGACCUUCCCCAUCUCCAGUGAAGAAGGAAACAAAGAGAGGUCGAUCAUCAUCAAGUGGUUCAUCUAGGUCUCCUUCUCCUAAGAUGAAAGAUGAGAAGAUUGAGGAUAAGAAACGAGAUGAUUCUAUGUCCCCUCCUCCUAAAGAUUCUACUAAGAAGAAGGAUGAUGAUUCCAGUGAUGAUGAUAAGAAGGACAAGGAUCACUCAAGCAGUGAUGAAGAGGACACAAAACCAUCUCCAGUGAAACAAAGCCGUUUCCCUAAACGUCAGUACCGACGCCGCUCACCAUCCAACUCGUCCGAUUCAGAUUCAGAAGAUGAGAAAGACAAAAAGAAGAGGAAGAAUUCAAGGUCACGCUCCCGCUCUCCAGAUGAUAGGAGGAGAAGACGGUCACCACCGAGACGUAGAAGAUCACCUUCUCCCCGUCGUCGAUCCCCUCCAAGAAGAUACAGCCCACCGAGACGCCGCCGAUCACCUCCAAGGCGCUCUCCACGUCGAUCACCACCAAGGCGGCGUAGAAGUCCAACUCCUGACAGACGUAGGCGUAGUCCUGAGAGACGCAGAAGGAGCCCAACACCAGACCAAAGACGGCGUCGUUCCCCAACACCUGAAAGGAGAAGACGACGUAGCCCUACACCUGAAAGACGCAGACGUAGUCCAGCACCUGAAAGACGCAGGCGUAGUCCAACACCUGAAAAACGCAGGCGCAGUCCAACACCGGAGAGACGCAGGCGCAGUCCAACUCCUGAAAGGCGUAGACGAAGCCCCACCCCUGAAAAGAGAAGGCGUAGCCCAACCCCAGAGAAGCGGAACACGAGUCCAAGUCCUCGCAAGAGGUCUGCAGAUGGUCGAAGGACAAGUCAAAGUCCUGACAGACGGAGGCGAGUAUCUUCACCUGACAUCAGGAAAAGAACCUCAUCUGCUGAAAAACCACGCCGUAGCAGAACGCCAAAACAGCGUCGGAGCAUGACUCCUGAGGACUCUAAAUCAAGAAGGCAAAGUCCUCCAAGGGGAAAGCGUGAUGAUGCUUCUCCAGAUGACAGACGCAAGUCCCGCAAGAAAGCCGUCUCAGAUGACAGCUCUGCAGAGAGCAGUGCAGAUGAGAAAGAACAGUUGAGGAAAGGCCGGGACAGCUCCCGACCAAGUCUUGAAAAUCUGAGAGUCAAAGAAAGGAAGCAAGACAGUGAUGAGGAUAGCGAGAGUCCGAGUCCACCAAGGAAGAAAGAGAGGCGUAGGAGAGACUUAUCAAGGGGUGAUUCAUCAGAUAAUGCGUCCCCAGAGAAGAGACCAAGACCAAGUCAGGAGCAGCAAGACGAUGACAGUGAUUUCUCUCCGUCACCUCCCCCGAGAAAACAACCAUCUCCAGAACCAAUGUCUCCAAAACGCAAGGAUAGAGGUAGCGAGAAGAAGAAAAAGAAGAAGAGAGAAAAAUCUGAUAGUGAUGAUGAGAGUGAAGACGAUCGAAAGAUGGAUGUUGACCAAGAGAAGGAAAGUCCAAAGGUGAAGAAAAGCAAGAAAAGAGGAUCAGUAGAGGUGACAUCUGAAGAGUCGGAGAACGAGGUAGAAGAACGUACUUCGAAAAAGAAAGAGAAGAAGGAGAAGAAGAAACACAAGAAACACAAAAAGCACAAGAAACAUAAAAAACACAAGAAGCAGAAGAAGGAAGAAAUGCAGGAAUCUGAGAGUGAUGGAGAGGAGAAAGAACGUCUUCUUAGAGAGCGAGCACUGAUGUCCAUGAGCAAGAGACAAUCAACAGAUUAGGAGCUUUUCUUUAAAAAAUUAGACAAGUUAAUUAGAUUUUAGUGAAUUUUGUACAUUAUAUUCCAUGUUUCAGCCCCCCAAAAUGAUUGCUUUUCCUUUUUAUUGUAGUACACAUUGAAUGAAAUCAAAUUCCAUUUCACCUUUUUUUUUUUGGUCAAAAGAUGACAUGGUUUGGUCAAUUUGGAAUGGGAGGAGCCCUGUGUUAUGAAUGAAUCGGGUUGUUGAUCAGUGACAUACAUGGAAUUCUAGAACAGAGAGUGAUAUAUUGUCACAUGACAUAAGAAGUCUUCCACAAAAGUCAGAGCAGCCAAACAGUAGCUGUGUGAUCUAUCCAGAGCGCAACAAGGGUGGAAUUGCCGUUCCAAGUUUCGAGUCGGACAACUCUUGUCAUGUACCAAUAUAUUCAUCUCUUGCAUUGAUGAAAUCGACCCCUGAGCAUUUAGUGGUCAUACCUGGGUGGCAUUUUAAACAGAUUAUGGAUUGAGAAAGGGAUGUUGCUAUGUCAAGGAAUAAAUUAUCUUUUUGUAGACACACUUGAAGCCCCCCCCCCCCCCUCCCCUCAUCUGCACCUGCACUAAAUUGGUCAAUCAUAUCCCAUGUGUGUCGCUGCGUGUAAAACCCCUGAUAUCAGUGAUCAAUAUUAGAACUGCAUUUGUAAUUUUGAACUUGAAUUUUUUUUCUUCUGAAGUAUCAGGAUUUGAGGAGUACUUAUGUUCUGUAGAUUUUUGGGUAACCAGUCAGGUCCCUAAAAAGUGGCAUCUUUCAUCCAAGAGAUAUUCAUGACAAGAGAGGUUUUGCUUAUUUAAUGGGCUUGAUGGGGACCAAAACAUCUCUUUUAAUUUGGUCGUUGCUGCUUAAAAUAUACAUCAAAUUUCAUGAUUUUGGUAUCAUUGUAAAGAAAAAUAGUCAUUCUAUCAUGUGUUUGAAUUUAUUUAAAGAUUUUGUAAGGAUUUAGCCACGAGGAUUUGGAUGAAUCUGGCUCAUUAGCUCAUUCGCAGAGGGACCUGCGGUUGGACUGUAACAAAAUACUGCCAUUCCAUUCCAUGAUUCAAAUCAGGAAGUGGCGUAUUGUAUACAUUUUGAAUUUUUUGUAUGUAUUUUAGUCUACCAAUUGAUUUAUACAGGUUUUCAAUGGAUCAUCAGACUGUUUACAUUUAGAAUAGUGAAAUAUGGAAAUGCCACGUUUUGUGAGAAAAUGUCAAAUAUUGGUGAAGAAUUUGCUCAAAUUUGUACUCGAUGGCUUACAAAAAUUCACUUUAAUAUGCAUUAUGACUGCAUAAAUACAUCAUCCCAUGCAUGUAUUUUGUGAAGCAAAGGUGUAUAUAUAUGAAGAAAAAAAAAUUGACUGAUCCACCUUUCCUAGUUUGGGCUUAUUAGGGCAAAAUAGUUUUUCAUUUUUAGGUCUUAUUUCAUUAUGCUUCAAUGUACAUACAGUGGGGAAGAGAGAGGGGAUGGUAAAUGUAGGGAUAAUCAUAUGCACCCAGUGCUAAGCUUCUCAUGUAGUUUGUUCCAGUGAAAUUUGAUCACCCCCAAGUGUGGAGAAAAAAUACCGUUCUUCAUUUUAAAAUUUUUAUAUCUUGGUGAUAUCUUAUCUUUGUUGGACAAUUUUAAUUAUUCAAAGUUGUGAUUGCUUGGCUUUUAAAAUUUUGUUAUCACUUUGUCAAUUGGUUUGCUUCUUAGCUAUCAUGACCUUGUAAAAUAAGUCACAAAUGCCGACAGGACACCCGAGUAUCUUUAAUUUCGAGUUUCAUGUUGAUCAAAUACCUCUUUACCUUGUAACACAAAUGAAGUUUAAUUAAUCACAAGUUUCGGGUAUACUGGGUGCAUAGAGAGAACUGAUGAUGGUAUGUUGUACUAUUCUGUUUUUUUUACUAUUUUAGGAAAAUUCUAAAAUUUAGGUUGAGAGAAGAGUAAAAUACUUUGAGUAUAUUUCACAAGAAUGCCAGCCCUUAUUUUAAAUAUAAAAAAAACAUCUGUGCUAAUGAUUGAAAUUUUCACAUGAAGUCAUAUUUGAUGUAAACAAAUUCCAUUACUGAUUUUUUUUUGUAACAUUCUGCACUACUAGAUUAUAACACAGGUUUUGUCCAAUUUUUGUGUUUAUCAUUAAUGUUAUUACUCCCAGAGAUGGGUGGCUUUAAUCAAGUACCAAAGAUGAGCCACCACGUUUAGCUUUUGGAAGUACUGAUUUAUGUCUCUCCCAUUUUUGGGGGGAUAAAGUAAGAGGGAAAUCUAACCUGUGAUAAUAUUUCAUUCUUUUGUAAUGCCUUGUAGGAGCAAAAAAAAAGAUGACGAAUUGAUGGAUUUCUUCUACUUUUCCAUUUUUUUUUUUUUUUGGGGGGGAUGCAUCAUUUUUCUUAUAUUACAAGGUGAAAUUAUUCUUUGAUGUUAUUUUUCAUUUGUAACCCUUUUUCUUGUGUAUUCCAUAGUUCUUUGCCAAAGAAUCAUUGUGUUAAAUUUAAUAUAUGUUCCUUUAGAUAAUGCCCUUAACAUUCUUGGCCCAUGAAUAAUCAGUUCCACCUGAAUACUGCUGCCAUAUUUGUGUUUAAUGUGACACAUUGAUAACCUAUGCGUCAAUUGAAUGCUUUGCCAAUAUAAUCAGAGGACUAACUUGUUCAUGAAAAUGAACAAGUUCUCUUUAUUUCAUUUUUUUUGCAAAGGGGGGUAUACAUUCAAGGACAUGCUGGUUUCAAGAUUGGGAGUUUAAAUGACCUACAUUUUCCAGAUUUCUUUUGGAAAAUGGUUGUAAAUAUAACAAUUGUUAUCAUUUAUUUGAGGCAUAUGAUGUACUAUUUGAAAUUCUUUAAUCAUUUUUUUUUUAUUUCAGGGGGUGGGAAGCCCCACAGCACAUGGCCUUGUAUAAUGGUGUCAAUAUUUGCUUUAAUUUGUUGGUUCUGUAGGUUUGUGCUCCAUUGAAAAUUUAUCCACUUGGAAAUUAUGAUUUUUCUUUGAAAUUGGGAAUAAAUGUAAAUAAUUAAAA